AUGGUAUCUUCAUCCAACGGCAACGAUGGUCCCUUCCCAUGGCACCUUGGUGUUUAUGAUGCCCACUGUCACCCAACAGACAUCAUGUCCAACGUCUCCAAGAUCCAAAACAUGAAAGCGCGCUGCCUCACCGUCAUGGCAACGCGAGGCGAAGAUCAAGACCUUGUUAUCAAAACAGCAGCCCAGUACGGCAUCAAAUCCGGGAGCCCAGACGAUUGGCCAAGGGAGGAGUGUAUAGAGGAUCUCCGCAUCUUCAACGCUCUGCCGGACCCAACACCUUUUUCAGUCUUCUUGUCCCAGACACGGAAACAUCUCGAAGAACAUCCCUAUGCGCUGCUUGGAGAAGUCGGUCUAGAUCGCAGUUUCCGCAUCCCAGAAGCCUGGGUGCCUGAUCUUUGGGCCACACGCAACUCCACCCUGACGCCUGGAGGGAGAGAAGGAAGGCGCUUGACGCCGUUCCGAUGUCAACCUGCACACCAGAAGGAGAUCUUGAAGAGGCAGUUGCAGCUAGCAGCAGAGCUGGGGCGAGCGGUUAGUGUGCACGGUGUACAAGCGCAUGGAUUGGUGUACGAGUCACUGCACGAACUAUGGAAAGGCUACGAGAACGAAGUGCUUAGUAAGCGCGAGAAGAAGAAGCGCGGCAAAGACGACCCGAGUGUCGAAGCUGAGUACGACAAAUCUGCAAAGGAAGGAAGUAGUGGGCCAAAACCAUAUCCACCAAGAAUCUGUCUACACUCGUAUUCCGGAAGUGCGAGCAAUUUCAAGCAGUACCUCAAUCCUGCGAUUCCGAUUUACGUUUUUGCGAGCUUCAGUACGGCGAUUAAUUUGGGGGAUGCGCUGGACGAAGAGACGCCGGCAGAGUUUGAGGAGAUGAUCAAUACGGUGCCGGAUGAGAUGCUCCUUGUUGAGAGUGAUUUGCAUACUGCGGGUGACGAGAUGGAUCGGAGGUUGGAGGAUAUCGUCAGGAGGAUAUGUAAGAUCAAGCAGUGGGGCUUGGAAGAAGGGGUUGAGAGGUUAGGAAAGAACUGGAAAGCUUUCGUCUUCGGCGAUCCAUAA
Molecule: messenger RNA, 1056 nt
Organism: Macroventuria anomochaeta
Lineage: Eukaryota; Fungi; Ascomycota; Dothideomycetes; Pleosporales; Didymellaceae
Product: Metallo-dependent hydrolase
Exons: 2
Coding region: 1-1056 (351 amino acids)
Molecular function (GO): hydrolase activity, acting on ester bonds
Source: RefSeq, a predicted model, not a curated record